Messenger RNA from Nematostella vectensis (starlet sea anemone), 514 nucleotides. Its product is annotated as short transient receptor potential channel 4-associated protein. The record is from RefSeq and is a predicted model, not a curated record. Gene Ontology annotation, cellular component: Cul4A-RING E3 ubiquitin ligase complex. The coding region runs from base 77 to 364 and encodes 95 amino acids. The transcript has 3 exons. Gene Ontology annotation, biological process: ubiquitin-dependent protein catabolic process. Lineage: Eukaryota; Metazoa; Cnidaria; Anthozoa; Actiniaria; Edwardsiidae. Gene Ontology annotation, molecular function: phosphatase binding.
UUUAUUUUAUCAACUUACAGGUGUCCCUACUGAAGCUUGUAGACUGAGUGCACUAAUCAAUGACUGGGAACAGAGAAUGUACCUUCUGUACAAGCUGAUCAACUCCAUCACCGUCACAACUCUCACUCAGGAGAAUGUUAGCUGUCUCAACACGACACUAGUCUUCUUGAUGUUUGCAUACAAGCAAGGCCACCUACCCAUGUACCUGAGUGCCUUUGUCCGGGAGGAGAAAUUGCACAAGAACCCUGGCUUUAUCAUGAAGAACUUGAGGAGACUUCUUGAAUUCUGGAAGACACACUAUCUGCGACGGGGCAAGGAUUGUUCUGCCCUGGAACAGAGCUCUUGCAUCAGUUUUGACAGGUGAAAGAAGGUGGUCGAUGUCCGUCUUCAGGACAACAUGGCGUGCACAUCCUCAGUCAACCACUACCUGACCGCAUCCCUUCCAAGCACUCCACAGACUAGAGACUGCUAGUGACAUACAUAGGUAUAAUAUAUAGCAAUCGUUCUGUAUAUA